GCCAGCCGUGCUGCUGGCCUGUGAGCUGCAAAGAUGCACUAAAAAGCUACUGAGUCCUCCACGUUUUUGCAGAGGAAUUGGUCCCCUUUUUCUACGGAGUUCCGCGUGGAGUGUGUCACGCCCGUGGAUCGAGUCGCAGUGACGGUGGGAUGUGCCAUGAGCUGUCAUCACUUUCCUGUCGGCCCCUAAUUUCGUCAUGUCUGCCCAUCACCUCUGUGUCUUGGUCGCCCCGCGUCUCACGCCACUCUCGUCCAAUCGGCUGCUGGGAUGCACGUGAUGGACAGCGCCUCGCCGGCCAAUGACAGCAAGGCACUCUCUUUCCUGGAGGACAGAACUAAUAUGGAGGGACCACCGCCGCCGCCGCCGCCUCCACCGCCACCGCCGCCGCCACCUCCUCCUCCCCCCUUGCUCCCCACACCGGGAGACCCCACAGGAGGCCUGAGGAGCAAGAAGAGGGUGAGAAGCUUCUUCUGGAAAACCAUCCCAGAGGAGCAGGUAAGGGGACGCGCCAACCUUUGGACUCAGGGGCGGGUGCAGCAGCAGUACGAGAUCGAUGCCCAAACGGUGGAGGAGCUUUUUGGCCAAUCGAACACUAAGACCGUGCCCACCAGGGGAGGGAGGGUCCGCAGCUCACUACGGGAGACGAAGGAUGUGGUCUCCAUCAUGGACACCAAGAGGGGCAUGAACGUGGCCAUCUUCCUCAAGCAGUUCAAGAGGUCCAAUCAGGCCAUCGUUGACGACAUCCGCCGUGGCAACAGUGAGCCGUAUGGGGCGGAGCCUCUGAGAGAGCUGCUGAAGCUGCUGCCCGAGACGGAUGAGGUGGAGAAGAUGACUGCAUACCACAGCGACAUCUCCAAGCUCUCAUUUGCCGACGCCUUUGUGUACCUGCUGAUUCAACUCCCCAGUUACAAGGAACGCAUCAAGGCCAUGUUGUUGAAGGAGGAGUUUCCCAGUUCAUGCGAGGCCCUGAGGGCUGACGUCUGCGCACUUCGCUCGGCAACGAAAGAGGUGCUGGGCUGCCAGGAACUGCACGCCGUUCUCCACCUGGUGCUGCAGGCCGGGAACAUCCUGAACGCCGGGAGCUUUGCUGGCAACGCGGCGGGCUUCAAGCUGUCGUCCCUCUUGUCUCUGGCCGAUACCAAAGCCAACAAACCGGGGAUGAACCUGUUGCACUUUGUGGCUCUGGAAGCUAAGAAAAAAGACGAGAAGCUGUUGGAAUUCCCGUUGAAGUUGCGUCACGUUCGGGCUGCGUCCAGGAUCUCCUUGGAGACGCUGGACAACGAACUGCAGUGGCUGACGUCCCGCACGCACGCAGUGGAGGAGGGCGUCCAGAAGAACAUGGAGCUCCUGCAGCAGCUGGACAGCUUCCUGCAGCAUGCAGCGGCGUCGCUGUGCUCGCUACGCGGCGACAGACAGCUUUUGAAGCAGGAGGCCGGGGACUUGACCGAGUUCUUCUGCGAGGACAACCAGACGUUCCGCCUGGACGACUGCUUAAGCGUCCUGCAGAGUUUCUGCUGCAAGUUCACAGACGCCGUCAAGGACAACAAAGAGCGAGAAGCGAAGGAAGCGGCUCGUCGCAGUCGGUUACAAGUGUCGGAGGAGCUGAAGAGACAUUCCUGGGCUGGUGGCGAGGAGGUGGGCGGAGCCAUCGGCGUGCACUGCAGCAGCGAGACGGACCUUUCGGCAGCCAUAUUGCCCGACGACAAGGCCAGCAUGCUCUUGGAGCUCCUCUCGCCAAAGUCCUGCUCACUGUCCAGCAGCUUGUGUUCCCCUCGGGCACGCACAGGGAGCUUGCGACGAUCCCGACACUCGUCAUCCACCUCACCCUCGCUUGCCAUUGACCGGGAAUUGACGACACUCGGAUUGGCAACCGUAAAACACCAGGAGCCUACGGGCUCACACUCCGCCCCUCACACGCCACCCUUGACAGAAAGCCACCCUCCUCGCCGUACAACAACAAAGCAUGCCGCAAACCUCAACAAUCAUCUGACACAUGUCAGCCAAGAGGACGCCAUCUCCGACUUGAACAAUAACGGGAAAAAUGACCUCAGUUCGGCCUUUGCCGCCAAGGCGUCACUUUCGGAACUUGGCGAGCGCCGAAUGUCUUCAGCGGUUGGCGAUGACAACGUCAGCACGGCUAACAAUAACAUGGCUGUGCUUGUAGAGAAGCGCUCGCUGGUUCCUGAACUGAAGGCCUUCAACGAGGUCGCCGCCAAGACUGCCCGCUGGGCAGAAGACGUGUCGCACAGCAGCGCUGGUCUCCACGGCGACCAGGAGGACGUCGCCAUCACAGAUGUGCAGGAGGAUGGCGACGAGAAGGUUGUCGUGUGGUGCGUGACAGGCGUCUGCAAGGCGGCAAGCGAAAAAAUGGUCAAGUCCGCCUCCUCAGCCCUGGCCAAUCACAAACCCUCUAAACCAAAGCAUUCAACCAAUAGUAAGCCAGAACCCAUCAAGAGCCAACCAGUGCCUUCCUCACCACUCGCCGUCGCCCCCGUAACUCCUCCCACGACGUCCGAUCUCGCUACCCGGCAAGAAGCGGCUGGACGAGAGGCAGCAUCGCAAAGGUCCACCAAUCACAAUGCUGCACGGUCGACAGGUGACAAGCGCAAGAAGGCGGCGUCUUGUCACGUGACCAAAGAAGCAGCGCCCACUAAGAGCUUCAUCACUACCUCCAAAACUGGGGUCAAACCCAAACAGGUGCGCACCCUCAACAGCACGGAGACCCAGAACAUGAGGAGGGUGGUUCCUAUCUCCAGGACCAAUAGAGGAACGCCAGCCCCUCAAAAGCCCCCUGGAGAGAAGCCCUCCACUGCACCUUCAUCCCGACGCUCCAGCCUCUUAAAGGAGUCAAAGGAACAAAAACUUCCAGGUGCUCGGAAUCAAGACUUGCAGAGGAAGACGCCGGUCCGAAAGUCGGAGGAAAAAAUGUGCCGCUCCACUUUGCGGGCCCUCGGGAGCGGGGCCAGUCUGAGUGCUCCUGCCACACCUCUACAUAAAGGCACCACCCCUUCAUCAAACCCCAGUUUCACUCGAAGCACAGCUUCUUCGUCUAUUAGGAGGACAAAAGCCGCCCUUCCUCAACCCAAUGUCCCCAAAUCUGCCCCUUUGUCUAGCCCCGCCACCUCCUUCACCAGAACGACUUCCCUCAGAGUCACCAAGACCACCUCCAGACCUACAGGUCACCCUGACCCCUCCUCCUCCUCAUCGUCUUCCUCCUCCUCGCUGCUGAAGAAGACUGAGAGCAGCAGUGCACCCCGAGACUCUCUCUCGCCCCCUAAAGGCCACAAGCGGAUUAGCAGCAGCAGCUCCUCCAUCAAGGAGUCUGCAAAGCCCAGCAAGCCCGGCUGGAGGUAGCACAUUUUCUUCUGUUGGACUGAAUUUAAAAUAGAGCACAGUCUAUCUGUGUGUAACUUUAAUUAAAAAAAAUAUAAUGCUGCUAUAUUUUCAUGUGGCUCUUCUGGGAAAAUAAAAAAAAUAUUCUUUGUUUAUAUUUAAAAAGUGACACCAUGAAAGCGCCUUGUUUUUUUUAAGUGACUGAUGUCUGACCUGACUUUACCGACAUGUUCUUAAAUAUUAUAGUAGUGGAACUUUCACUGAACAUCAUGUAGGUCUGGUUAUAAAUGUCUCAGGGGAACUACUGGAUCGCCAUGUUUGAAUUAUAAAAAAAGGUACUAUAAUGCCUAUCCAUCCAUCCAUCCAUCCAUUUUCUACCGCUUAUUCCCUUUUUUUUGGGGUCGCGGGGGGUGCUGGAGCCUAUCUCAGCUACAAUCGGGCGGAAGGCGGGGUACACCCUGGACAAGUCGCCACCUCAUCGCAGGGCCAACACAGAUAGACAGACAACAUUCACACUCACAUCCCUAAUCGUUCAUUAUUACAUAUUUGUAUGAUAAAUAUGGACUUGAACCAUUAAAUCAGGGGUGUCCAAACUGCAUGCAUGAAAAUUAAAAGGGAGGGAGCACUUUGAUAUGUUUUGUACGUUAAAAAUACUAAAACCAUCGCCAUCCUGGCUUUGUUUUGACAAAGUGACAAAGCAAAUUAGUGUCAUAUGUAUUAACAAAAGCAUUGUAAAAAAUAAUACUACAAUAUCGUAUAAAUAAUUAUUAAUUUAUUUAUUGUAUUUUAAAUAUAAUGAGGGCCAAAUUUAAAAAAAGGUUGCGGGCCAAAAAUGGACUUUGGACACCCCUGCACUAAAUUGUAGCCAACCUGUGCGUAUC
Molecule: messenger RNA, 4214 nt
Organism: Nerophis lumbriciformis (worm pipefish)
Lineage: Eukaryota; Metazoa; Chordata; Actinopteri; Syngnathiformes; Syngnathidae
Source: RefSeq, a predicted model, not a curated record